Messenger RNA from Corythoichthys intestinalis (scribbled pipefish), 1430 nucleotides. RefSeq names its product dynein axonemal assembly factor 6 (gene dnaaf6). The transcript has 6 exons. Gene Ontology annotation, molecular function: protein-folding chaperone binding; dynein intermediate chain binding. Gene Ontology annotation, cellular component: cytoplasm. The record is from RefSeq and is a predicted model, not a curated record. Lineage: Eukaryota; Metazoa; Chordata; Actinopteri; Syngnathiformes; Syngnathidae. Bases 426 to 1010 code for a protein of 194 amino acids. Gene Ontology annotation, biological process: axonemal dynein complex assembly; flagellated sperm motility.
CAAGGUUAAGGCUCCGGCCAUGAGUCUACCUGUCACCUUCAACAUGAUCCCUCGUAGCCAUGAGUCGCCUAUACGGCGCAUCAGGAGGGACAUUCUUCCUCAAGUCAAAAACGGAUUUUGUUUCUCUGUAAUGACCUCAUGGACGUAUUUUGAUAUUAACUUCACCCAUAAACUAGUUGCCUCAAAUAUAACGUAAUUAAUUUAGUAAUUAAGAGUGCUUUCAUUGGUGUAAUACAAAUUCCCUCGCUCCGCUUACUAUAGGCUGUCGCUUUAAACGUCACUUUAUAAAUUGACGUUUUGGCGCGCGUCUCGCUGUGACGUCACGGUUUCCAUGGUUACAACUGCGUCUCCAGGAAACAACACUGCAACACUUUCUGCAAAAGUUGCACUUUAUUGAAAAGAGUAUUUUUUAUAUAAUCAUUUUGAUGGAAAAAAUGGAAUAUCCUCAAAUUUCAUCCAUGCAUAACAUUCAGGCGCUGUCCGCUUUGCUUUCAACUCAAGAAGAGGAGGAUGAUGAUUAUGAAUAUGCGUCACCUUAUUCCAAGAUGGGCCCCGGACACAUAGGCCCGCCGCCUAAAAGAGAGAAAGAAGAGUCGUUGACAUAUGCAAAAACCAACAGCAAAGACGUGUGGUGCGAGGAGGAGGUCGCUGAGGGCCCUCAAUACGAUGAUUUCACUGACCCGAGGCCAAAGCCUGAAUAUGAAAUCAUUCUAAAGCAAAGUGUCAGCACAGAGGAUCUCUUUUUGGGCCUAAGCAGAAAAGACCCCUCGUCCAUGUGCUGUGAAGCAAUGCUGGUGAAGAUCAAACUCCCUGACAGCAAAGCAUCGGAUGUGACUCUGGACGUGAAAGAAAAGUUCCUUGAUCUUCGGACACCAAAAUAUAGACUGGCUCUCCACCUCCCGCACCCGGUCCACCACCAGGAGGGCAAGGCUCAGUUUUUCAGUGAGAGGGAAGAGCUAGAGGUGACGCUGGUCAUGAAUCGACCUCUUGAUGCUGUCAACAUGCAGUAAAUCUUGAUGGCCAGUGAUAUCGAACGGACCGGAUUGGAUACCGUACUGAAAUAUCGGCCGUCCAUUCAACGUAAAAAUGUGGAUUUAAUACAGUUUAAUGAACCAAUACUAAUGAAACAACCCUUGUUCCCAAUAUUCGGAGUACACUGUCAAUUCUCAGCUGCGGUUGUAGUGGUUUUAUACAUAAGCGGAGUUUAAGGGGGGACAAGGCCCCCUGGUGGCCGAAAAGUGUCAUUGCAUGUAACUGACUUUCCUAUAUAUAAAAGUUGUAAAGCAAUAAAACAAACAACAAAAAUGAAUGAAAUGUACCAAAACCCAUAUUUUUAUAAUGGGUCAAAAUGAUUUUUCGAACAGAUCAUGUGACGAGUACCUGAGGCUGUCAUUUGCUUUGCAUAUUAUUUUAAAAAGAUAAUAAUAAUA